CUCGCCGUAGUUGCUGUGCUCGGAACUCGGGAGCGGCUGCCAUCUUAGUCGAGGGACUGGAGAGUCGCCGCCGCCCCGAGUCCCGGGAACAUGCAUUUAACAGUGGCCUUCUGGAGACAACGCCUUAACCCAAAGAAGUGACUUGAACAGUCAGAACUUCAGGUUUUCUAUUCUAUUGGUGGUAUGUCUGACAGUGGCUCACAGCUUGGUUCAAUGGGUAGCUUGACCAUGAAAUCACAACUUCAGAUCACUGUCAUUUCAGCAAAACUUAAAGAAAAUAAAAAGAAUUGGUUUGGACCAAGUCCUUAUGUAGAAGUCACAGUGGAUGGACAGUCAAAGAAGACAGAGAAAUGCAACAAUACGAACAGUCCCAAAUGGAAGCAAUCCCUUACAGUUAUUGUCACGCCUGUGAGUAAAUUACAUUUUCGUGUGUGGAGUCACCAGACACUGAAAUCUGAUGCUUUGUUGGGAACUGCUGCCUUAGAUAUCUAUGAAACAUUAAAGUCAAAUAAUAUGAAACUUGAGGAAGUAGUUGUGACUUUACAGCUUGUAGGUGACAAAGAACCAACAGAAACAAUAGGAGACUUGUCAAUUUGUCUUGAUGGAUUGCAAUUAGAGUCUGAAGUUGUUACUAAUGGUGAAACUACGUGUUCAGAAAGCGCUUCACAGAAUGAUGAUGGCUCCAGACCCAAAGAUGAAACAAGAGUGAACACAAGUGGAUCAGAUGACCCUGAGGAUGCAGGGUCUGGUGAAAAUAGGAGGGUCAAUGGGAAUAAUUCUCCAUCACUUUCAAAUGGCGGUUUUAAGCCUUCUAGGCCUCCAAGACCUUCACGACCACCUCCUCCUACCCCACGUAGACCAGCAUCUGUGAAUGGUUCACCAUCUGCCACUUCUGAAAGUGAUGGAUCUAGUACCGGCUCUCUGCCACCAACAAAUACAAAUUCAAAUACAUCUGAGGGAGCAGCGUCUGGAUUGAUAAUUCCUCUUACUAUAUCUGGAGGCUCAGGCCCUAGGCCAUUAAAUCCUGUACCUCAAGCUCCCCUGCCACCUGGUUGGGAGCAAAGAGUGGACCAGCAUGGGCGAGUUUACUAUGUAGACCAUAUUGAGAAAAGAACCACGUGGGAUAGACCGGAACCUCUGCCCCCUGGCUGGGAACGGCGGGUUGACAACAUGGGACGUAUUUAUUAUGUUGACCAUUUCACAAGAACAACAACGUGGCAGAGGCCAACAUUGGAAUCUGUACGGAACUAUGAACAGUGGCAGCUCCAACGUAGUCAGCUUCAAGGAGCAAUGCAGCAAUUUAACCAGAGAUUCAUUUAUGGGAAUCAAGAUUUGUUUGCUACAUCACAAAAUAAAGAAUUUGAUCCUCUUGGUCCCCUGCCACCUGGAUGGGAGAAGAGAACGGACAGCAAUGGUAGAGUGUAUUUUGUCAACCACAACACUCGUAUUACCCAGUGGGAAGACCCCAGAAGUCAAGGACAAUUAAAUGAAAAGCCCUUACCUGAAGGCUGGGAAAUGAGAUUCACAGUGGAUGGAAUUCCGUAUUUUGUGGACCAUAAUAGAAGAACUACCACCUAUAUUGAUCCCCGCACUGGUAAAUCUGCCCUAGACAAUGGACCCCAAAUAGCUUAUGUACGCGACUUCAAGGCAAAGGUUCAGUAUUUCCGGUUCUGGUGUCAGCAAUUGGCCAUGCCACAGCACAUAAAGAUUACAGUGACGCGAAAAACAUUGUUUGAGGAUUCCUUUCAGCAGAUAAUGAGCUUCAGUCCCCAAGACCUGCGAAGACGUUUGUGGGUGAUUUUUCCAGGAGAAGAAGGCUUAGAUUAUGGAGGUGUAGCAAGAGAAUGGUUCUUUCUUUUGUCACAUGAGGUGUUGAACCCAAUGUAUUGCCUGUUUGAAUAUGCAGGAAAGGAUAACUACUGCUUGCAGAUAAACCCCGCUUCUUACAUCAAUCCAGAUCAUCUAAAAUAUUUCCGUUUUAUUGGCAGGUUUAUUGCCAUGGCCUUGUUCCAUGGGAAAUUCAUAGAUACUGGUUUUUCUUUGCCAUUCUAUAAGCGUAUUUUGAACAAACCAGUUGGACUCAAGGAUUUAGAAUCUAUUGAUCCAGAGUUUUACAAUUCUCUCAUUUGGGUUAAAGAAAAUAAUAUUGAAGAAUGCGGUUUGGAAAUGUACUUCUCCGUCGAUAAAGAAAUUUUAGGUGAAAUCAAGAGUCAUGAUUUGAAACCCAAUGGUGGCAACAUUCUUGUAACAGAAGAAAAUAAAGAAGAAUAUAUCAGAAUGGUAGCUGAAUGGAGAUUGUCUCGAGGUGUUGAAGAACAAACACAAGCUUUCUUUGAGGGCUUUAAUGAAAUUCUUCCCCAGCAGUAUUUACAAUACUUUGAUGCAAAGGAGUUAGAGGUUCUUUUAUGUGGAAUGCAAGAGAUUGACUUGAAUGAUUGGCAAAGACAUGCUAUCUACCGUCAUUACACUAGGACAAGCAAACAAAUCAUGUGGUUUUGGCAGUUUGUUAAAGAAAUUGAUAAUGAGAAGAGAAUGAGACUUCUGCAGUUUGUUACUGGAACCUGCCGAUUGCCAGUUGGAGGAUUUGCUGACCUCAUGGGGAGUAAUGGACCACAGAAAUUCUGCAUUGAAAAGGUUGGGAAAGAAAAUUGGUUACCCAGAAGUCAUACCUGUUUCAACCGUCUGGACCUGCCACCCUAUAAGAGCUAUGAGCAACUAAAAGAAAAGCUGUUAUUUGCCAUUGAAGAAACAGAAGGAUUUGGACAAGAGUAAACUUCUGAGAACUUGCACCACUGAAGGACAAGAACUUAUUUGCAAUGUUUUGUCCUUUUCCUUCUCUGCCUGUUGCACAUCUUGUUGUAAAAUUGGACUGUGACUUUUUAGAAAGUUAUCUGAGUGUAAGUAAAUUAAUGUUAUUGAGAUUUAUCUACCAGUGAUUCUGGAUUGCUCCUCAAUGUUUCCAGAAUUCAGAUCUGCAAACGACUAGUCAGAAUCUUACUUAAUAUGAGAUUUAACACAGCAAUGAUAUCUGCCUUGUCUUAUUCCACUAGAUCGUUUCUUUAACAACAAUUUUGUAUGUGUGUGUCAAAAAUCUCACCUGGGAUAAGAUUUUUUUCUUUCAGAGAUUCUGCAGAUAUGCAGAAAACUCCCUUGGUAACUGCAAUAUAUAAGAUCUUCUAUAACUCUUGGUAAGAGGUAUUUGUUUAAAGUGCAAGCUCAUUAGCCCAGUUUCUGAGGACAUGAGCAUACUUCUGGCUUGUGCUCUCCCUCUCAUUUCAGCCUGGCCCGACUGUUGUAAUCCCUUUCUAGAGCAUGAAUUCAUGCAUCAUUUUGAUGUUAUCCCUGGAAAGUGAUGUAAGACUUUUGCAUCUCUCUAUAAAGUAGUUUUUGUUCAUUCGAAUUCAGGGAGAAGUUGGUCCCAGCCUGCAAAUCAUUUCUUACCUCCCUUCAUUUGGAUGUUUGUUUUGCCUUGCAAAUACUAAACUUUACAAAUAAUAUUAACACUGUGCUUCCUUCCUUCACUGUCAUUUUUAAAAUUUUACCUAGAAUUGGAAUUAGCUGAAUUUAUCAAAGGCUGUCAUUGAUAAUUUUUGUAUGUCCCUGUAUAUAAAUUGCUUUAUAAUUUUAUCAUAAUCCAAUAACGUCAGUAAUGUUUAAUUGUUGCUAAGGCGUUCAGGUGGUAACUAGAGUGUUUUCUAGCUCAAAUAGAGGUCAUUUAAACAUCCUCUAAAAAUAUAUUUUCAUUAGGGAGGGAGAGCUGUGGUACUGUCUAAAAAGGAAAUUAUAUAUUUACUAGCAAUACAUUUCUAGUAACCACAGAAAUGUAUUCUCUAUGAAUUAAACGUUUAUCUUCAAAUUUAUCAUUUCUCUGACACAUAAUUGGAGUAGUUCUUUUCUUUACAGUGUCUUGAAUUGGACUGAUAUCCCUUACCUACAAUAUUCUCUUGAAUUUUAUUCCUAAAAUGUUAACAGGUUUAUGCACUUUGAAGUUCUCUGUAGAUAAUUCUUUUAACUUCCCCUAGCUUAGACUCUGUCAAGAUGGCUGCUGUCAGUUUUGACUUUAUGAACAGUGGGAUGAAGCCUAAGCCAGCUGAGUGCCUAUCAUACCUGGACCUUGAGUACAGCCUGGGAACUCGUGAAACAAGGACUUUGUCAGGUUUUAGUAGCAUGAACAAGUAGCAUUGAGCCAAAAAUAAGCAGAGUAGCAAAACCCUUUUCAUAUGGAAAGAAAAUGUUUUUAUUCUUUUGUUUUGUCUCUUUGUCCCUAGCUACUCUUCCUUUUCCAUCCUGGAAAACAAAAACAUUUUUAAACUUAUAUAUAUAUAUCUGUGCUCUAAGACACUGCCAUCAUAAAAAAGACUUAUAUGAGUGAAAGGGUUGCCUCAUCCAGAAAUUGUUAAUGUAAAAGGAGGGAUUAUGUUCUCCUCAGCCCUAUCUUUGUUUUUUUUUUUCAAUCCACAUAUUCCAGGAAAGUAUGUGGAAAUGUAUGGUCUAUAAAAGUCCUAGCUGUUUUCAAAGUUAGGGACUCUGCCUUUUUGGUGGCAGGAGAGGAAAAAUGCUACUACUUCUGUCUUUCAGAGCAAAUGUCUGCCAACUACCCGUUCACUAUAUAACUCUGAACUUUGGUAAUAUAUCUGGCUGUGGAGAUUAAGCCUUCUAUACAGACUUCCUAUUGAGGUGAAUUCUCACUGAAAUGUAGUUACCUACAAUGUUUACUAGAGAUUUAUGGAAUUAAAUUAAGAGAUAAUGUAAGAAAGUAGACUUUUUUUGUUCUACAUAAUGCUUGAUGAUUCAUUUAGGGACCUAGAAAUAUUGUGUGAAAAUGUAUAAAUAUCACCCAAAGGCUUUCUGCCCUAUAUUUUUAAAAUACAGAAUAGUUAUAUUUGAAGUAGCUCUGGCCCUAGUUCUAUAGGGCUUGGCUAUUUAAUAUUUUUAUGGAAGAAACAUUUAGUUCUGGAAAAGGUAAAUGCUUGUAUAUAUUUUUGCAGCCUGGGAUCUCCCUUACUCCAUUUCUUCCUUUAAUUUAAGUGGCCACAUGUAUAUGUCUUCCCUGCUGUGUUAGGAAAAUGGGGGCUGGAUAUCCCAAGAAUCAGAGGUUAUAUAAAAAUAACUGCAGCUAGACAGCAGACAUAAAUAUCUACCAAAUGCUAUCUUAAAUUUUGUUCCAAACUGAACAUUUGGAAAUAGAUUUAUUGUAAGUGUUUAAUUAGAACAAUUUCUUAAAUCUGAACUAAAUUGCUUUUAGAGUCCUUAUUCUUUGUAAGCAUUGUAAAUGCUAAUAAGUCCUGUUAAUUUUUUUACUGCAUGUUAUGUUGAAAUAAAAACAAAGUAAAUGAGCAAUUGCCUUAUUCUUCUGCUCUUUUGGGAGGUUGGGGAAAGCAGCAUUUCACAGCCUGGGUCAGGAGAGAAGGACCACAUUUAUUUCAUCAAAUAGAGUGCUUUAAAACUGAUCCAGCAACUCAUAAUAAUAAUUACUCUGUCUUUUAUGAUCUUAUAUGUGAUUGCAGAAGAAUCUAAUUUCUUAAGACUUACAAUAACUCUAUUUGAAAUUCAGGUACUAAUUUUUCAUCAAGAGAUUGACAUACCAAUUUCAAUUCAUCAGAAAUUUUAAUGAAACAUGACUCACCUGCCCACAAAGAUCCUAAACGAACUUUUUCAGUCAAGCCCACGCUGCCACUUUCUAUUUAUCUGGUUAUAAUCUGAAAUGUUAUCAGAAGUGACUCACAGAAUUAGACUUCUCCAGCUACUUCUAUUUAGUAUUGUUGGUAUCUCCAGCCCCCCCACCCCCAAUUUGUUUUCCUUUUAGAUUUAUUUACAAAAGUAUUUGUAUAUAUGCUAUGCUUUCAUUAACUAAAAACAGGGAAUGGCAGCACUGGAUUGUAUAUGACUGUAUCGGAGUUCCUUUGUUUUCUUGAACUGUAAUUUCAAAUACUCAGGUAACUCUACAAAUAAUCACAGGGAGUCAAGUGCUCUUAUAAAGGUCCUUCAGGGGGCUGCCUCACUUGAAUUUCCAUAAAAGAUGUAAGACUGUUUAUAAUUAAACUUUUUUGGUCCUUCAUUUGCACACUUUUCUGUUAGUUU
This is a messenger RNA of Talpa occidentalis (Iberian mole), 6081 nucleotides long. RefSeq names its product itchy E3 ubiquitin protein ligase (gene ITCH). The coding region runs from base 184 to 2772 and encodes 862 amino acids. Gene Ontology annotation, molecular function: ubiquitin protein ligase activity; protein binding. Gene Ontology annotation, biological process: protein K29-linked ubiquitination; protein K48-linked ubiquitination; ubiquitin-dependent protein catabolic process. The transcript is spliced from 25 exons. Lineage: Eukaryota; Metazoa; Chordata; Mammalia; Eulipotyphla; Talpidae. The record is from RefSeq and is a predicted model, not a curated record.